Messenger RNA from Schistosoma haematobium, 1302 nucleotides. Its product is annotated as Mitochondrial pyruvate carrier 2. The transcript is spliced from 3 exons. Gene Ontology annotation, biological process: pyruvate import into mitochondria. The coding region runs from base 145 to 486 and encodes 113 amino acids. Gene Ontology annotation, molecular function: pyruvate transmembrane transporter activity. NCBI's taxonomy places the organism in Eukaryota, Metazoa, Platyhelminthes, Trematoda, Strigeidida, Schistosomatidae. The record is from RefSeq and is a predicted model, not a curated record. Gene Ontology annotation, cellular component: mitochondrial inner membrane.
CAAAAUGGAGCUCGAAUUUUCCAAUCGUUUAUGCUAUAUAAUCCCAGGUAUAUGAAAUAUUAAAGAUGAAGCUUGAUUGUUUAGAAUAACCACAGAUCAAGGACACACAGAUUACAAAAUCUUGCCGCGUAAAUUAUCGGACAGAUGUCGGCAGUCUAUCGGGCGGUAAUUUCAGCCGUUGAUAAAAAGGUUCCUGCUCGAAUCAAACCUUUAUGGGAUCAUCCUGCGGGACCUAAAACCAUAUUUUUCUGGGCGCCUACUUUCAAAUGGCUUCUUGUUAUAGCUGGUUUAGCAGAUAUUAACCGACCAGUCCAGAACGUCAGUUUAUACCAAAGCACAGCGCUUGCAGCAACAGGUCUCAUAUGGUCUCGGUAUUCUAUGGUUAUUAUCCCAAAAAAUUACAACCUUCUCAGUGUAAACGCCUUUGUUGCUCUAACUGGAUUAUAUCAACUAGCAAGAAUCGCUCAUUAUGAACGCUCUAAGUAGAAAACAUCAAGCUCAAUAAUCAGGGAACCCUAGUUUCUCUUUUUACUUGGAUUUGGGAUAUAUCUGCAUAUGCAAAUCUUUAUUAAUUUACCAUGCAAAAAACUGAAUUGAUGUAGUAGUUAAUAUCAAAUUACCUGUGACUUUGGUCACACAUAUUUCCAAGAUGUACUGAUCUUGAGUUUUAUUCUGUCUUACUAGUUGUGUAUCAAUUUUUGUCCAGUGGAUAUUUUUCUUUUAGUUACUUGAUCAUUAUUAGUAAUAUUACUCUAACAAAAAGCACUUCAAUAUUUGUGAUUUACACUAAUUUUCCUCGUAAGGAGUUUUGAUAUUACAAACUGUGAUUGCAGAAAGUAUUUUCUGAAUUUCACCAGCCUCUAUAUAAACCUGAAAACAUUUAGUCAUGUGAAUUAGAUGACUUCCCAUGUUUAAAAAUCGUAUAAUUUCUAGAAGUCGUAUUAGGUGUGUAUUUUUUCACUGGUUGAGUCAUGGAACAAUUGAUUGAAUAAAGGAUAUCGUUAGUACUAGCUGCCGACUUCAUUUUUCUUAAUAAUGGAAUGUUUCUCCAUGCGCUAAUUUAGAAUAAAAUUUACUGAUGCGCAAAGAUCUGCCUUCUGAUAGAAAGUCGUCUCAGUUAGUUCUGAGCAUGUGGACUUAAAUUGUGUACUCGCAUAUGUUCGUUUUAUGUGUUAGGGGUGAUUAAUUUGUUCACAUUAAUUUAGCGUCAUGCAAACGCGUCUUACUGGACGUAGGAAAGACGCUGCAAGGAAACCUCUUAGGGGCCUACUUAAUGAUAGUCAAGCUAAGAGUAUAUUUCAG